AUAAAGGGAUUACUGUCCUCCUCCCACUUUCAAACAAGCCCAAGAACAAGGAUCUUAUCAUCUUUACAUCAUCUACUCCUUCAAUCAUGUUUCUCAAACUUUUCAUCUCAUCUCUAUUGAUUUUGGCCUUUGCUCUCCAAUCUGAGGCUGAACCCAGGGUUCAAUCCCAUACCCACUCAGUGCUUGAUACUAAUGGCAAUGAGCUCCAAGCUGGCCAUCCCUACUACAUUGUCUCAGCCUAUCGAGAGGGCCGUGGAGGUGGUGUCUCCUUCGACCGUGGCCAGAGCUCUCGCACAGCCAUGGUUAAGCAACUUUCUUCAGACAAGAACUUUGGUGCACCAGUUAUCUUGUUCCCAGUAUCAAAGUCACAAGAGAAGGUGGAUCGAGAGAGGGUACUGAGAGAGACCUCUAGAAAUCCAUCCCCAGCUCGAGAGAGAAUUAUCCGGGAAUCAACAGAUUUGAACAUUAGAUUCUCUGAUAUGCCUGUUGUUUGGCAGGUCGAAGAUUCGAGGCAAUCACCCUCAUCUCCAAGCCAGAAUAGGCAUGUAAUUCUUGAAGGUCAACCAGGUCACCCUGGCCCCUCAACUGUGAGGAAUUGGUUUAGGAUUGAACGCAUGAGCAAAUCUAGCCCUGAGUACCGGGUAGCUUAUUGCCCCAGCGUGUGCGACUCAUGCCAGGUUGAAUGCGGAAACAUCGGUGUAACAAUGGAGAGUGGGAAUAGAUGGCUUUCUGUGUCUCAGCAUAGGGAGUUUCCCUUUGUGUUUGUGAAGGCCAACCGUAGGUGGUAAAUUGAAGAACUACAUGGGAGGGGAAAUAAUGAAAAUAAGGGGCAAAAUGUCCAACUUGCACUGGGGGGUUUUUGUAACCUUAAAAGUGCUAUGCUUCUCAAUUUUGUAGGCAGAGCACAAGAAUCCCUUGUGUUUUAGUUUUCUUCUUUGAUAUGCCUUCUAAGUAUGCUUUGUCUAUUCUCUGAGUUGUGUAACUUCUUUGAAUAUGCCUUUUAAGAAUUUCUUUCUCUUC
Molecule: messenger RNA, 1020 nt
Organism: Macadamia integrifolia
Lineage: Eukaryota; Viridiplantae; Streptophyta; Magnoliopsida; Proteales; Proteaceae
Product: miraculin-like
Exons: 1
Coding region: 87-788 (233 amino acids)
Molecular function (GO): endopeptidase inhibitor activity
Source: RefSeq, a predicted model, not a curated record